Alosa alosa (allis shad) is the source of this 1010-nucleotide messenger RNA. RefSeq names its product PRKR interacting protein 1 (gene prkrip1). Bases 44 to 592 code for a protein of 182 amino acids. The record is from RefSeq and is a predicted model, not a curated record. NCBI's taxonomy places the organism in Eukaryota, Metazoa, Chordata, Actinopteri, Clupeiformes, Clupeidae. The transcript has 6 exons. Gene Ontology annotation, biological process: negative regulation of protein kinase activity. Gene Ontology annotation, molecular function: double-stranded RNA binding; protein kinase binding; protein kinase inhibitor activity. Gene Ontology annotation, cellular component: nucleolus.
GCUAAUCUAACGUUACUCGAAUCGGAGAAGCAGAAACGCAAACAUGGCUGCGAACGGUAAAGCUGGCAAACCAGGGAAACCUGGAAAGGAAUCCCAGCCGCUAAUAAUUGCUAAAACUCCUGCAGAGGAGCAACGAUUGAAAUUGGAAAGACUGAUGCGCAAUCCUGACAAACCUGCACCUAUUCCAGAGAGGCCAAAAGAUUGGAAUCCUCGUGCUCCUCCAGAGUUUGUUCGGGAUGUGAUGGGCUCCAGUGCUGGUGCUGGCAGUGGAGAGUUUCAUGUGUACAGACAUUUGCGCCGACGAGAAUACCAGCGACAGGAUCACCUGGACCGAAUGUCUGAACAUCAAAAACUGGAUGAGGACUAUCAGGACAAAAUAAAGGAAAACCAGCAAGCUGCUGAGGAAAGAACAGCCAAGCGUCGUAAGAAAAGGGAAAAGCUUAAACAGAAGAAACUGAUGGCAAAGAAAGCCAAACAAGAGAGCAAUAAAACUGAAGACUCCGAGAGUGAAUCCUCCAAUGAUAAUGAAAAGGAAGUGGAGGGGGCUGAGGAUGAUGCCGAAGUUCCAAGCUUUGUCAUGGGGAAGAGGUGAUUGGUCCAGACCAGACCACCCGACGGCCCCCACCAGACGACCCUUGCCCUAUGUUCGUAAGCGACAUCCCCAACACGAUCUACCCACGCAGGACCACAAUUACCUUUUUUGUACCUUUGGUUAUGGAGGCUGGUUGUGUUGUUAAAUGAAAGAUCUGCUUGAUUGUUGGAGGUGUAGAAUGGUGCAUUGUCUCAGCUUUGAUACUUUGUCAGAACGGAAAUUAAUGUUAGCCUCCUGUGGGUUUAAAAGAAAAACUACUCUUCUUUAAUUAGGGGGGAUUACAGAUCUGUUGAUGGUGAGGAUGAGUGAAUGAAAUAUUGUCUAGGUGUUACUUGCAUACAGAAAACUCUCAUUUUGAUUUGUAUUUUUAUAGUGAUUGUGUGUACAUAUUUUUUAAUAAAAUGUAAAGACAUAAACU